Messenger RNA from Malassezia vespertilionis, 1644 nucleotides. RefSeq names its product DNA-directed DNA polymerase (gene DPB2). The transcript has 5 exons. Gene Ontology annotation, cellular component: epsilon DNA polymerase complex. The record is from RefSeq and is a predicted model, not a curated record. Gene Ontology annotation, biological process: DNA-templated DNA replication; error-prone translesion synthesis. Bases 1 to 1644 code for a protein of 547 amino acids. Gene Ontology annotation, molecular function: DNA binding. NCBI's taxonomy places the organism in Eukaryota, Fungi, Basidiomycota, Malasseziomycetes, Malasseziales, Malasseziaceae.
AUGGCCGAUGUGCACGUCCCGCCAGACGUGCGGCGCGAAAUUCUACGUGCAUUUACGCGGAAGUACCAUUUGCAGCUGCGGUCUGAUGCGGUCCAGUUUGUGUGUGCGACAUUGCAGGCACACGGCUUGCUGGACGAGCCAGUGGCGCGGGCGGAAGCCGUCGAGGCGCUCGCGAAUGCACUGGUCGAGCAGCAUUUUUCCGGCGCAUCGAGUGCAGGGUUUGACGGGCUGGUCGUGACGAGCGAUGUGCUGUGCAAAGUGUAUGAUCAGCUGGUCGUCGAGGGCGCGGAAGAGCCAGGCGCUGCGAGUGCCGUGACCAUGGGCGAUACGCCCAACCUAGAACGCUACUUUCACGUGUGCGACGCAUUCAAGUUGCCACGCAUUCGGUUCAAUGGGUCGCGCAAGAUAUUUGAGCCUAUAGAGAAGCCUGCAUCGCUGUUAUCGUCGCCGGCCUCGGUGACCGAGCACCUCGCAGAGCGCUACGAACUGCUACGAAGCGUCGUGCUGCGCAACGAGCAUUUUUUGCCGCCGCUCGCUGCGGGUGCGCGUGAGUCGCAUAUGAAACUUACCACGACCAAGAAUCUGCUCGGAAGGCAGGGCCAGAACUGCUUGCUUUUUGGCCGACUGAGCACGACGCCGGAUGGGCAAUACGUGCUGGAAGACACAGAAGGCAGCGUGCAUCUGGAUUUGGACGCGGCGAUUGCCGGAGAGGGAAUUUUUACGGAAGGAAGUUUUGUGCUUGUCGAGGGCGAGUAUACCAUGCAGGAAAGGCUCCAUGCAUUUGCCAUUGGGCAUCCGCCGAGCGAGAGCAGGGACGAGGCGCGCAGCCUGUUUGGUCACGUUGACUUUACAGGCACCGGUGCCGUGCCUCAAAAGCAUGUGGCUGCAAUGCAGAGCCAGGAAAUGCAGCAUCCUGAUUUGUCUUUUGCCGUAUUCAGUGAUGUGCACUUGGACCAUGAAAACUCGCUGUCGAACCUGCGCGCGAUUUUGCAGGGGUACGGAGACGCAGACUUUAUUCCAUUCUGUCUUGUCUUGUGCGGCAACUUUACGUCGGUGUCGAUGGAGGCGGACGAGGGAAAUCGCGAUCGCUUUGAGCAGGGAUUCUUGCGCCUCGCCGAGCUUUUACAGCGGUUCCCACACAUUCUCGAACAGACGCAUCUCGUGCUUAUUCCUGGGCCUGCAGAUCCAGUGAGCACGCCGCUGCUGCCCCGCGCCCGCAUUCCGGCGCCAUUGGUUGCAUCGUUUGAGCAGAGCCUUCCGAGUGCGUUUGUGGCGCAAAGGCUUCACUGGGCAAGUAAUCCUUGCAAGCUCGUUUAUUUCUCCCAAGAAAUGGUGAUUUUCCGCGACGAUAUCAUGAGUAAAAUGCUACGCAGUGCGGUCCGACUGAAGGACGAGUUGCGCGAUGGCGAUCUGCAAAAAUUUCUUGUCUCCACGUUGCUGGACCAAGCGCAUCUGUGCCCGCUCCCGCAGCAGGUCCGGCCCGUGCUGUGGGAGCAUGCAAAUGCGAUGCGUUUAUACCCAAUGCCGAGUGCGCUCGUGCUUGCAGACCGCUACGAGCGAUUUGAGCUCACCUACGAGGGAUGCCAUGUAUUUAAUCCAGGGUCGUUCCGCGGACAGAUGGAGCGGAGCGAAUUGCAAGAGUAA